AUGAAUAUAGUUUCGUACAACAUUAGGGGUGGCGGAAAUUCGUUAAAAAGAAAGAGAAUCCAGGAGUGUCUGAAGAAAGGUGCAGCAGAUAUCUGCUUCAUCCAAGAGACAAAAAUUCAAGAUAUGAAUGAUAAUCUAGUUGGGUCGAUUUGGGGUGGCUGCAAUGUGGGAUGGUCGGCAAAAAACUCACAGGGAUUCUCAGGGGGUAUGUUAGUGCUGUGGAAGAAGGAGGUGAUAGAGGUUAAUUUCAGCUUCACAGGUGAAGGUUUUUUAGGUAUUGGUGCUACCUUCAAAGGUGUGAAAUGCUAUUUUGUUAACGUGUACUCAUCUUGUAAUAUCACAUUGAAGAGAAAGAUGUGGGAGGAAUUAUUGGUACUUAGAGGAAGAUGGUUGGAUGGGGAAUGGUGUGUAGGUGGGGACUUUAAUUCAAUUCGCUGUGCAUCAGAAAGAGUUGGGUUGGUGUCGUCCUUCAGGUCUCAGGAAGCAUCAGAAUUCAAUGAUUUCAUUGAACUGAUGGCGGUGGAGGAUUUGCCUACCGGCGAAAGGAAGUUUUCUUGGUGUCAGGGGGGAUGA
Messenger RNA from Vicia villosa (hairy vetch), 573 nucleotides. RefSeq lists its product as uncharacterized. Gene Ontology annotation, cellular component: nucleus. The transcript has a single exon. NCBI's taxonomy places the organism in Eukaryota, Viridiplantae, Streptophyta, Magnoliopsida, Fabales, Fabaceae. Gene Ontology annotation, biological process: base-excision repair. Gene Ontology annotation, molecular function: phosphoric diester hydrolase activity; double-stranded DNA 3'-5' DNA exonuclease activity; DNA-(apurinic or apyrimidinic site) endonuclease activity. The coding region runs from base 1 to 573 and encodes 190 amino acids. The record is from RefSeq and is a predicted model, not a curated record.